Molecule: messenger RNA, 438 nt
Organism: Rotaria sp. Silwood1
Lineage: Eukaryota; Metazoa; Rotifera; Eurotatoria; Philodinida; Philodinidae
Source: the annotation of a GenBank genome assembly
AUGGCCGAUUCAACUGAUGCCUUGUCUUCACCAACCGUUACACCUACUAAAGGAACAAAACGUGAAGCAGAUUCGGAUGAUGUAAGUCCAACAAAAUUAAAAACAUUAAAAGCUACACGUAAUGGUACAAAUGGUGGUGGACCAGUCGAUGAUGACUCAUCAAAUCAUAAAAAUGGUGAUGAUAAUUUACCUGAUGAAGACGAUGAAGAUGAUGAUGACGUAGCCGGUGAUGAUCAAGAUGCUGAUGAUUAUGAGGAUGAAGAUGCUUCUGAUGAUGAUUAUGAAGAAGAUACUGGAGAAAAUGGUGAAGAUGAUGAAGGUGAUGCAAAAGCUUCGACUGGUAGAUCAAAUUCUCGAAGAGCUGCGGCUGGUGCAUCAGAUGCUAAUGAAAGUGGUGAUGAUGACGAAGAUGAUGAAGAGGAUGAUGAACAAGAAUAG